GCCCGGUGCCUCUCUCACAUGCAUGGCCACUCACGCUUGAGGUAAAAGCAAUGGAGCUGUACGAGUUUCCGAACGAGAUGCCAAUCGCAACCCGCUGGGCGGGGUCUGCCUGGGCGCUCAUGUUGGCUGUGUGUGUGUGUUUGUGUGUGUGGUAGCGGCCGAGGGCUCGUUGUCCAGGAAGUCCGGCGAUUGGGGAGGGGCUUGGACGACGGGUCGAUGUGCAGAACUCUGGUGUCUGGAGUUUGCCGUGUUGACUGUCGAGUUCCGUCUGGGCCAGGGCUCGAAAUGCGGUCUUCGAAUUUUUGACUAGCGCCCGGCCACCCAACCCAAUCGAUAGUUCUAUCCCGCCGUCUCCAAAAGUUCACGUUCGGUGACGUCCUGGCCCGCAACACCAACGCCCGAAUCGCACAUUGUCAUGGCCACAACGCUGCAUGUCGUCCUGCCCGGCGAUGUGAUACCGCAGCAUGCGCUGCCCACGGGCACCGGCAAGAAGAAGACGCUCACACUAGGCCCCGGUCUGCGACACAUCCCACCAAACACCGUCACCGCGACAGUGGCCGGCACGCUCGUGACCGACAACAGAAAGAACGCCGCAUUGGUCGAGUACAACAGUGGGCGGUACACGCCCUUCAGCGGCGACCUCGUCAUAGCCACCGUCAACGGCAGCGCCGCCGAGAACUUCAACUGCCUGCUGACCCCCGAAACGCCCCCCGCCGCACUCCCGCACCUCGCCUUUGAAGGGGCCACCAAAAAGACUCGCCCCCAGCUGCCUCCCAACUCGCUCGUCUACUGCCGCGUCGCGACCGCCGGCCGCGACCAGCCGCCAGAACUGACCUGCGUAGACCCGUCGACGGGCAAGGGCGAGGGCCUGGGCCCGCUAAAGGGCGGCAUGGAGUUCAGCAUCAGCCUGGGCAUGGCCCGCAGACUGCUUGCGCCCAAGAGCGACCUGCCGCUGCUGCAGGUGCUGGGCGCCAAGCUUGGGUUUGAAAUCACCGUCGGGAGGAACGGUCUUGUGCACGUGGACGGGGGGAAUGUGCGGACUACGCUGGCCGUGGGGCGGGGGAUCCAGGACGUGGACCAGAAGGCCCUGGGGGAGACCGUCCAGCGGAAGCUUGCUGCUGAUAUUCUGAAGAGUCUUUGAUGGCUUUGGACACAACUUGGAGGUCAUCAUCACGCUUAGGGCAGCUACGGGUAUCCGGCUUGCAAUGUCACCUCCGUGUCCAUUGAUCAUUACUCAUCUACUGGACUAGUCUGA
Didymella exigua CBS 183.55 is the source of this 1255-nucleotide messenger RNA. RefSeq names its product exosome complex exonuclease RRP40. The record is from RefSeq and is a predicted model, not a curated record. Gene Ontology annotation, molecular function: RNA binding. The coding region runs from base 416 to 1141 and encodes 241 amino acids. The transcript has 3 exons. Lineage: Eukaryota; Fungi; Ascomycota; Dothideomycetes; Pleosporales; Didymellaceae. Gene Ontology annotation, cellular component: cytoplasmic exosome (RNase complex); nuclear exosome (RNase complex). Gene Ontology annotation, biological process: nuclear polyadenylation-dependent rRNA catabolic process; CUT catabolic process; poly(A)-dependent snoRNA 3'-end processing.